AUUAUAAUACUCUCUAAGCAUCCUUUCAUUUGCUUCAUUUUUACUUUCUCUCUCUAAUUACCCACUAAUUACCAGUAUUAUCUCACUAACCUUUUUCUUUUUUCUUUCUUCUUCUUUUUCUCUAAUUUCCUCUUCCCCAUUCACUAAUCAUUUAAGAAAAAAAGUGCAAAAAUGGUGGAUUUAAGCUUUUAUGUUGGAGUGAUAGGUAAUGUAAUUUCUUUGCUCAUGUUUCUAUCUCCAGUGUCGACGUUUAAGAGGAUAAUAGAACAAAAGUCAACAGAAGAGUUUUCAAGUGUACCAUACGUAUGUACGCUGUUAAACUCAUCAUUAUGGACAUAUUAUGGUCUAAUUAAGCCUGAAUACCUUGUUUCUACAAUUAAUGGCUUUGGUGUUCUUGUUGAGAUGAUCUACGUCAUUUUAUUCCUUAUUUAUGCCCCUCGCCUUAUGAAGGUGAAGACAUGGAGCUUGGUGGGGAUCCUAAAUGUUGGGUUCUUUGGAGCAGCAAUAGUAGUACCCAAGUUGGCAUUGCAGGCUCCUCAACAAGUUGAUGCUUUGGGCUUUCUUUGUUCUGGUUUAAACAUUGUUAUGUAUGCUUCUCCUCUUGCUGCCAUGAAAACAGUGGUGACAACAAAAAGUGUAGAGUACAUGCCGUUCUUUCUUUCUUUUUUCAUGUUUUUGAAUGGAGCAACCUGGACUUUUUAUGCUGUGCUUCGUUGGGAUUUUUAUCUUAUGGUACCAAAUGGGAUGGGAUGUUUACUUGGGGCAGUACAAUUAGUGUUAUAUGCUAUUUAUAGAAAGGCUAAACCUUCAAAGGGUGAUCACAUGUCACAAAGAUUGAUUGAGGAAGCUUGACAACCACCAAUUCUCAUUUCUUCUUGAAGUCAACACUCUUGAGCAAUCUCAUUAUGCUCAUAACAUGAUUUCUUCUCUUCUAUGGAUUGAUAGACAUGUAUUCUUUAAUUUUCCAAAUACUUGCUUUCUUAGAGAUAAGAAGACAUACUUGUAUAUGAUUGAGGAUUCCCUCUUCAUAAGGAUUUUGAUGGGUGCGUAUUGCAUUUUGUAUUACAAUGUAUUAUUGAUGCAAUGUAAAUUAAAGAUGUACUCUUGCAUAAGUUUAUGUGUAAGAAUUAAGUUGUAGGUUUGAGGUAAA
Molecule: messenger RNA, 1150 nt
Organism: Amaranthus tricolor (Joseph's coat)
Lineage: Eukaryota; Viridiplantae; Streptophyta; Magnoliopsida; Caryophyllales; Amaranthaceae
Product: bidirectional sugar transporter SWEET17
Exons: 6
Coding region: 172-852 (226 amino acids)
Biological process (GO): carbohydrate transport
Cellular component (GO): membrane
Molecular function (GO): sugar transmembrane transporter activity
Source: RefSeq, a predicted model, not a curated record